UUCCUCCUCUCACAGCCCCGCCCCGGCCUAUCCGGCCCAGCAGAGGUCCCGCCUGUCCGGGGAGAGGGAGCUCCACUGCCGCAGAGGCUCUGACAGACGGCCGGGCAGACAAACUGACCUAGGAGACUAGCCAAGCGCAGGCGCUGGCUGCCGGAGCAUACAGGUGGAAGCCAGGAACUGGGCUCUAGACUCCAGCCAGACUGAGGUCUGUCGUCCUUGACACUGGCCACCACUGGGGACACCAUGAGCCAGUCAGGGUCCAUGAGCUGCUGCCCAGGAGCUGCCAACGGCAGCCUGGGCCGGUCUGAUGGUAUGCCCAAGAUGAGCGCAAAGGACUUGUUUGAGCAGAGGAAGAAGUACUCCAACUCUAACGUCAUCAUGCAUGAGACAUCGCAGUACCAUGUCCAGCACCUGGCCACAUUCAUCAUGGACAAGAGCGAGGCUAUUGCCUCAGUGGAUGAUGCCAUCCGGAAGCUGGUGCAGCUGAGCUCCAAGGAAAAGGUCUGGGCCCAGGAAGUGCUGCUGCAGGUGAACGACAAGUCACUGCGACUGCUGGACGUGGAGUCUCAGGAGGAGCUGGAGAACUUCCCGCUACCCACCGUGCAGCACAGCCAGACAGUGCUAAACCAGCUCCGCUACUCCUCCGUGCUGCUGCUGGUGUGCCAGGACUCGGACCAGAGCAAGCCAGACAUCCACUUCUUCCACUGUGAUGAGGUGGAGGCGGAGCUGGUGCAGGAGGACAUUGAGAGUGCCCUGGCUGACCACCGACUGGGGAAGAAGAUGCGGCCACAGACCCUAAAGGGACACCAGGAGAAGAUCCGUCAGCGGCAGUCUAUCCUGCCUCCUCCUCAGAGCCCGGCCCCCAUUCCCUUCCAGAGACAGGCUGGAGAUUCCCCUCAGGCCAAGAACCGUGUGGGCCUGCCAUUGCCAGUGCCAUUCAGUGAGCCAGGUUAUCGCCGCAGGGAAUCCCAGGAUGAGGAGCCACGGGCCGUGCUGGCUCAGAGAAUAGAAAAGGAAACGCAAAUCCUCAACUGUGCCCUGGACGACAUUGAAUGGUUUGUGGCCCGGCUACAGAAGGCAGCUGAGGCUUUCAAGCAAUUGAACCAGCGGAAGAAGGGGAAGAAGAAGAGCAAGAAGGCGCCAGCAGAGGGUGUCCUCACGCUUCGAGCCCGGCCCCCGUCAGAAGGAGAGUUUGUGGACUGUUUCCAGAAAACCAAGCUAGCCAUCAACUUGCUGGCAAAGCUGCAAAAGCAUAUCCAAAACCCCAGUGCAGCUGAGCUGGUGCACUUCCUCUUUGGGCCUCUGGAUCUGAUUGUCAACACCUGUGGCGGCCCAGACAUUGCGCGCUCUGUCUCCAGCCCUCUGCUGUCCACUGAAGCUGUGAGCUUCCUGCGUGGCCACCUGGUCCCCAAAGAGAUGACACUGUGGGAAUCAUUGGGGGAGACCUGGAUGAGGCCUCGCUCUGAGUGGCCCCGGGAGCCACAGGUGCCACUUUAUGUACCCAAGUUCCACAGCGGCUGGGAACCACCCCUGGACGUCCUACAGGAGGCUCCCUGGGAAGUGGAGGGACUAGCAUCUGUGCCCAGUGACCAGCUGACCCCUGCGAGGCAACUAUCUGUACGGCACUCCCCGAAGCACAGCCUCUCUUCUGAGACCCCAGUCCCAGAAGACAUUGUACCUCCAGGCAGCUCCCCACAUACUAACAGGGGCUACCAGCCGACACCAGCCAUGGCCAAGUAUGUGAAGAUCCUCUAUGACUUCACAGCACGCAACGCCAAUGAGCUGUCCGUGCUCAAGGAUGAGGUCCUAGAGGUGCUGGAGGAUGGCCGGCAGUGGUGGAAGCUGCGAAAUCGCAGUGGCCAGGCUGGCUACGUGCCCUGCAACAUCCUGGCUGAGGCUCGGCAGGAAGACGUGGGUGCCCCCUUGGAACAGUCUGGCCAGAAAUACUGGGGUCCUGCCAGCCCCACCCACAAAGUGCCCCCAAUUUUCGCAGGGAACAAAGAAGAGCUAAUCCACCAUAUGGACGAGGUCAAUGAGGAGCUCAUGAAAAAGAUCAGCCACAUCAAGGCACAGCCGCAGCGCCACUUCCGCGUGGAGCGCAGCCAGCCCGUGCACCUGCCGCUUACCUUCCAGUCAGGUCCCGACGAGGUCCGAGCCUGGCUGGAAGCCAAGGCCUUCAGUGGCAGGAUCGUGGAGAACCUGGGAAUCUUGACCGGGCCCCAGCUCUUCUCCCUCAACAAGGAGGAGCUGAAAAAAGUGUGCGGGGAAGAGGGCAGUCGCGUGUACAGCCAGCUCAUGGUUCAGAAGGCCUUCCUAGAGCAAAGUGGGUCGGAGCUGGAGGUGCUUAUGAACAAGAUUCACACCAAGAACCAGAGGAGAGCGGAGGACAGCUAGACCAACCAGCAAACUUCGCCAGAGGCAGAGGGGAGGCUGCAUCUGUCGCAGUCCCAACCCUAAUGUAUGAUGGAGUAUUA
Molecule: messenger RNA, 2474 nt
Organism: Peromyscus eremicus (cactus mouse)
Lineage: Eukaryota; Metazoa; Chordata; Mammalia; Rodentia; Cricetidae
Gene: Eps8l2
Product: EPS8 like 2
Exons: 21
Coding region: 244-2394 (716 amino acids)
Biological process (GO): Rho protein signal transduction; regulation of Rho protein signal transduction; positive regulation of ruffle assembly
Cellular component (GO): vesicle; plasma membrane; ruffle membrane
Molecular function (GO): actin binding
Source: RefSeq, a predicted model, not a curated record